UGGCAUUCCAAAACUGACAUCCGCGAGAUAAGUCUGAGCCAGUGCCGUCUCCGUCUCUUACCGUGGCGAGGCAGAUUAGGUUCAGAAUCGGCAACAAAAACGCGUCGCGAGUCUCAACAUCAAUGAGAUAAAGUUGAGCAUCAGUAUCGUGUCGAUCGCGAUGUACAAGAGAACUGACGGAAGAACUGGGAGCCAGUGUGACAUGACAGUGAAUCGAGGACCCUGAUCUGAUUAUGUGCAUAACAUAAUUAAAGCAGUGCAGUGACCCUUUCCCUCAAAUAUUGUCGCGUUCUCCUUGUGAUUAAGUUGUUAAGCUUUGAGACGAAAGUCUCAAUCACGGCAGCAAAAUUGAGCUGGAUUUGCACCAACGGGCCGCCGGCCACUUUAUGAGAGCCGGCGGCAACAUGUGCGACGGCUCCUUCACGGAAACCCUGCGUAGUAUGCAGGGCAUGACGGGAGCAUCGCCACCGGGUGGUGCCGGUGUUGGUGUCGGUCCCAUGGGGGUCGGCCUCAACAGCCCGCUCGGCCCGGGUGGCAAGAAAGUGCAAGUGGAACACAUUAAACGGCCCAUGAAUGCCUUCAUGGUCUGGUCACGGCUACAGCGACGGAAGAUUGCUCAAGAAAAUCCCAAAAUGCACAACAGCGAAAUCUCCAAACGGCUAGGCGCGGAAUGGAAACUUCUUACGGAAGACGAAAAACGCCCGUUCAUCGACCAAGCCAAGAGGUUACGAGCCCAACACAUGAAGGAACACCCAGACUACAAGUACAGACCGCGAAGGAAACCCAAGACCCUGCGGAAAGAAGGCUACCCCUACAGUAUUCCGUACCCAAGUGUUCCCAUGGACGCUCUCCGAGCCGGGAUGGCCGGUAGCAUGGGACAAGCCGGGAUGGGCACCUAUUACGGCCCUGCGGCGGCUUACGGUUCCCUCUCUGCGGCCAGCAUGGCUGCGGCCGCGGCAGCGGCUGCACAACAAUCGGCGGCCAUGUCUGGUCUCGCGGCACCUGCUCAGGUAGUGAGCUCGAUGGACGCCAUGAAGUAUUCCAUGGAAGCUGACAAGUAUCGCGCCGCCUACAUGCCACCCAGCACCCUGGCGAUGAGCAUGUACCCGGACCCCAAGUACCUGGACUCAUCCAACCCCAAGACCUAUCUGGACUCCCGGACCUACUUGGACUCGGCGAAAGCGUACUUCGAACAGUCCAAACUCUACAUGGAUCAGAAACCGGCCAUCGCUGAUUACAGCCGAUCUAGUUACGAGCCCAACAAGCUCUACGAGGAAUCCAGCCCGGGUAGCGUCGUCGGCGGAAACGGACCCGCGAGAUCACCGGCCGCCGAGUCGCCAGACACGAGCAAGCAACACGAAAGGACUGAGCAGGGCUCGUCUAGUGCAAGCUCGACAUCGACAUCGUCGGCCGCGAGUCCUGGAGCGACUCUGCCCGCUUAUUAUCCCGGACCGGUCCAGGCUGGAGGUCUACUGGGCCCGCAGAUGGGUCAGUACGGUGGAUACCAGACGGCACCGGCGCCGGGAAACGAAUCUUUUCGCCGGCCAUUGACAGUUAUCUUCUGACCCGAUAGAGCGUAGCUCUGAUCUAUCCUCGACGAGCAGCUGCUAUGACGCCUGACUCGCGGUGGCUGGAUCGCGACGACUAAAGAUGCAGAUUUCGCGAAUUUGACGAGGCGAGAUGAAGAAAUAUCAUCGAUCGCGAAAAACGUCAUCUUCUAACGAAGUCGAGAUUUUGACGUAUCUUCAAGAGGAAGAAGACGGGAUUUGGUCCCCCCUGUAUAAUCUGACACGGAUUUCAUGGAAACGAAAGUGAAAUGUUAUGUGAGAGUUAUAGAAAACUUUAUUCCCUCCUUGAAAUAAGCUAUCCUUUAUUUUACUGGAUUUUCGCCAAACUUUUCAACAAUGUCACCAUUUUCUCAUCAUAAUAACUAUCACGAAUUUUCAGAUUUGCAAUGAAAUAUUUCCUGAAGAAUACUCUCAAUUUUAGAAGAAUUCUCUGAUAAUCUUUAAAAGAUAGCAAGCAAUAUUCAAACAAAUUCAGUGCUAUUGAUAAAUGAAGAUCUUACGAACCAGUUAAAUAAACAUUGGAGAAGCUGCGAACAAGAUAGAUAGAAUCGUUCAUAAGGCGAAGAGAUAUUUAAUCUUCAGAAAAUCUUCAGGAAACGUUGUUAAUUUAAUAAUUUGACACAUUCAUCGUUUAAGACGCUCGAUCCGAAAGAAUUUUAUCGAGUGAUCAAGAAAAUUAGAUCGUUUUCCGGUUGGAUAUUAUAAUAACGCUUAGCAGCAUCGCUUUAGCAGCGAGAUUAAAAUUGACCAACUGACUAUUCCCAGAAGCAAAUACCGGAUUAGCGACGAUAACAUUGUUACGACAACGAAAACCGCGAAGGUUUCCGCUAUAUCGUUAACUGACUAGUCUUAACCGGGACGUGUUAAGAACAUAUUGUACAUAGUCCUUGUGUAAAUAGUGUAGCAAAAACUGGGCUUUACCGGAUAUCCGCACCCGAAUCCGCUUUCUUACGGUUUCCAUCCUCGCGUACGAGCUUAGUCCUCGACGAAGAAAGCAGUACAAAUGGGAUCGUGUGCAUAAAUGAUGUCCGAAACCUGUCGCGAGUGAUUUGAUCUCGAUGGAAUGAAGUAAGCAAGUCUCUUUGUUUUUCUCCUUUUUCAACUCACACAAUUGAUUACAAAGAUAUGUUCAAUCUUAAUAUAACCAAACUGAUAAAGUAUUAAACAAUCUUGAGUAAUAAAAAAAACAAAAGUUUUCAUACACAUUUUAAAUUAACGAUAAAGAGAUUGAAAGUAAAAUUUCGUCAAUGAUUUUUUAUCAAUUACUAAAUUAAUUAUUAAAAUCAAGUCAAUGUCAUCAGUUUUGUGCGUUGAAAAUUUUCAAGCCGA
This is a messenger RNA of Camponotus floridanus (Florida carpenter ant), 2897 nucleotides long. RefSeq names its product transcription factor Sox-19b. Gene Ontology annotation, biological process: cell differentiation; regulation of DNA-templated transcription; anatomical structure morphogenesis. The record is from RefSeq and is a predicted model, not a curated record. Bases 387 to 1565 code for a protein of 392 amino acids. The transcript is spliced from 5 exons. Gene Ontology annotation, molecular function: RNA polymerase II cis-regulatory region sequence-specific DNA binding; DNA-binding transcription factor activity, RNA polymerase II-specific. Lineage: Eukaryota; Metazoa; Arthropoda; Insecta; Hymenoptera; Formicidae.